Necator americanus (New World hookworm) is the source of this 507-nucleotide messenger RNA. RefSeq lists its product as uncharacterized. The record is from RefSeq and is a predicted model, not a curated record. The transcript has 5 exons. Gene Ontology annotation, biological process: regulation of DNA-templated transcription. The coding region runs from base 1 to 507 and encodes 168 amino acids. Gene Ontology annotation, cellular component: NuA4 histone acetyltransferase complex. NCBI's taxonomy places the organism in Eukaryota, Metazoa, Nematoda, Chromadorea, Rhabditida, Ancylostomatidae.
AUGGCAUUCUUGGCUGAAUAUAACCAUCGAUGCGGUACAUGCACUAGCACAUGCUCGUCUGCUCAGAUGACUUCGACGACGCCUUCAACGAUGCCAACAUUUGUAGGUCCAGAGAGCCGCCAUGGGAGGCCUCGAAAACUAACAUCACGAGUGCAGGAAAUGUUCAAAGAAGCAGUCCAGCGUCAGCGGCAUCAUCACUACCAGAGAGCCACAGACAUCGUGCAUGUGAAUGACGUUAACACUGAAGAUGACGAAGAAAUAUCUGAAGAAGAUGAGGAUGAAUCAGACGAUUUGAGGCGGAAGUGGUGUUUCUGUAACGAAAAAAGCUAUGGAGAUAUGGUCGCUUGCGACAACAAGACGUGUCCCUACCAGUGGUUUCACUAUCCUUGUGUUAACGUUUCUUCAACCCCGAAAGGGCGUUGGUAUUGCCCACACUGCACUGAGGAACGAUCGAGUCGCACUGAAACGGGGGACUUCACUCCUGCACCCACGACUGCCGUGCUUUAA